AUGGUUAUGGAAUGCGUCACUUUAUUGAUCACGCGGGAACGACAAAUUAAAGUCGGCAACUCAUGUUGCUGUCAAUCGAAUAGUGCGCCGAACGAUGCCACAAAUAUCCCGGUGGCUAGAACAGCUGCAGUUCCAGAUGAGCUGUUGUUCAGCCAAUUUUUGGGUUCAUUAAAAGGGAUUAUUGAUCAUCCGGGGAGCAUGGGAACAUCAAAUAUCCCGGUAGCAACAAGGGCACCACUUCCCGAUGAAGUCCUAUUGAAUCAUAUGCUGGACUCAUCAAUAUUGGCUCAUGGGAGCAUUGAAGACCAGAGCACCACCUACACCCCGGCUACAACGGGAAUCAUUCCAGAUGAAUCCCCAUUGAAUCAACUGCUAGGAGGAUUAGGGGCGACAUUAGAUGAUCGUGAAAUGAUCCGCACAACCAGCAUAGGGGAAUCCUCAAUACCAGGUGCUUCUCCUUCUUCCCUGUCCACCAUGGAGGCUAGCACUCAGUUACCGAUGCAAGGCAUUGAAGAUCGUGGACUCGCUUCUUUGGAUCCCGAUGCAUUCCACAGUGUGCUCGAUUCGACGGACGAUUUUGGAUUGGCUUACUUCGAAAUGAGAGAUAAUAAUAGGCAUUCUUUCUAG
Penicillium hordei is the source of this 627-nucleotide messenger RNA. RefSeq lists its product as uncharacterized. The transcript has a single exon. Bases 1 to 627 code for a protein of 208 amino acids. The record is from RefSeq and is a predicted model, not a curated record. Lineage: Eukaryota; Fungi; Ascomycota; Eurotiomycetes; Eurotiales; Aspergillaceae.